Messenger RNA from Scylla paramamosain (green mud crab), 5525 nucleotides. RefSeq lists its product as uncharacterized. The record is from RefSeq and is a predicted model, not a curated record. The transcript has 25 exons. Gene Ontology annotation, cellular component: Fanconi anaemia nuclear complex. Gene Ontology annotation, biological process: interstrand cross-link repair. NCBI's taxonomy places the organism in Eukaryota, Metazoa, Arthropoda, Malacostraca, Decapoda, Portunidae. The coding region runs from base 676 to 4692 and encodes 1338 amino acids.
CCCCCACCUCUCAACAACAGCGGACGCCACCAUCCCUCUCCAAGGUCUCAUAACCUUCUGGUGAUGGGAAGGAACCCCCGAGCAGCGUCGAACUGUUGCUGGAAAUUUGAAGAAUGUCUACACCUGUCGCCUGGCACACCGUUCCUGCCACACCUGUCCCAAGAGUCACAGGUGUGGUGUCCUCUAAGGUUUUUCGAGUCGGUAUUUGUCGCCUCGCCUCUCGCCUACACUGAAGGGGAUCUCAUCUCAGUGAAAGUGCGCGACCAGCUUGCCUGUCAAGGUCUAACAACAACAACAGCAGCAGCAGUGAAGGACAAAAUGAUGAUAGAGGUACGGAAUUUGUCAGCCUAGUCAUUGUCUGCUGGACUUGAAUCCUGACCGAGAAUUGACAGGCCAGAGUAAUGACAACUACUCCGCCACCUGUACCUCCGGAUCCUGCUUGCACUCCGUAAGCGCACUGGGACACGCAUGCGCAGAAGGUCAACUCGCAGCUCGAGGAUUUGGCGUAACAGCUGCCGCCAAAUGUAAACAAGGCACCGUUGGGCCAGGCCAGCCGAGGAACUCCACUUCCCUCCAGGCAUGAUUGUGGGAAAGUGUCACUCUACAAGCCACACCUGAGCAGUUGAUCUUAGAGACAGCGUAAGCAGAAACUGGUGAUGGGAGGCUGGUAACACGAUGGACCACACUGAGGUGAAGGCAGCCCUGGCGAGGGUGAUGUCACGCAUUGCUUGUUUCCCGGCUUUGAUACAGGAGAGUAAUGACAAGAUCACAAAGGACACUAUUGUGGAAAAAAUUGAAACUAAAGCUGAAUCCCUGGGUGUUUCUCCAUCUACAGUAGCCAAGGACUUGCUGCUCAGCCACCUCAGGUCUGUGAUGCAGAAGGCUUCAGAAGGACACAACUGCCUCAGUGAACAUGAAGAACUUGCUGACAUCAUGGAGUACCUGGUAGAGAGAAAGAUACUGGCAGGGACAGAGCUGGAGGAGCACCUCUUGCAUGAGCCUUCCUUCUUCAGUCUUCCCCUGCCAGCCAUUUGGAGGAUGAGCCAUGCCAGGAUCAUCUCACUGGAACAGGUCAUCAAGAGGAUUUAUAAAAAGCAUCAUGGCAGGAGCUCAUUUUUGGUGAAUGGGCUGUUAGAUCUGUUGCUUCAUCCAAGUGGACAGAGCAGCAGUCAGGCAGCAGGUGAUGUACUAGCCUUGCUGGUUGGCUUGAUGUAUAGUGCAAGUGGCAGCAACAGUCAAGAGUGGCAACCACUUGCUAAAUUUGCUGGUGAGGUGCUAAAGUCUGUGACAGAAGGCGUGCUGGAUGUUGUACUUGACAGUUCAGAACAGAAAGGUAAAGUGUCACUUGAGAAGCAAUCAGAGGAUCCACAUCAAAGGCAGAUGACACCAAAGAAUGAUGAAAAAGACUCUUCAGGUGCCAACAGUACCCAGCCUGCAAAGGACAUAAACAUGUACCAGCUAGUUGUAGAAAAUCCAAAAGUACCCCAAGAAGCUUUAGAAGGAUACUUUUCAGCCCAGCUUGCCCAAAUAUUGACUCACCGGCCUAACAUUAAGCUGACUAAGGCACUGAAGACACAAGAGGCAUGGUGCUCUGCCAAGGCCAACCCCACUCUUGUUGCCUUUUUACAAAAGCUGGUGGUGGGACUGGGUCAUGAGGAAGCUUUUAACAUCUUGGAGUUGGUAUUGUCAAAUGAGGAAGUUAACUGGGGCUGUGUCCUUACCCUGGUGGCCACUGCUCUCACCUGCCACCGUGCCACUUCCACAAAGCUCAAAGAACUGAUAGAACGUAACAUUCGGCGAGGCUGUGAGGAGCUGGAGAGGGAACCAAUGGUGGUGGGGUUCUUGUUUGCACGUCACGCCGGACAGGAAGGGCCGCACGUCUUUCCCUCCUAUGCACACUGGUUCUCAUCGCUUUUCACCUCCGAGUCUACCAGUCCAACAGCACAGAAGCAAGGAUUUAUUUUCCUUAUGAGGUUCUUGACGGACAUGGUCCCAUACGAGCCAGCACACUGCCUGCGUGCUCAUCUCACAACACACAUCUUCACUCCCAAGGGCUGCCACGAGAUCUUUCAGUCAUAUACCUAUUUGGCAAAAGCAAGACUUCAGGAACUGAAAGAAGCAUCACUGGACAGUACACAGAGAUUCUCUUCCAAGACAAAGGCAGUUGAGGAUGUGGAGGCAGCAGCAAAAUAUUUCUCAGAGACGGGUAAAGUUCCUAGUUUUGUCUUGGAAGCUUCAAUAUUUCGAGAAACUUACUUCAGGACAUCAUUCCUCCCCGCCUUACUAGCACCAAGACACCUGCCAGAGGUUCCGGAUGCCCGAGCCAAGCUGAUUGAGGUCUUGCAUGCCCGAGGGAAAAUUACCUCCACGAUGCUCAAGAACUACACUGAGGCAUGUGAGAAAGAAGCAUCAGAUCUCCUCCAGGGAGUGUUUAUGGAUGUGGAAGAAGAUAUAGUGAUAGAAGAACCAAUUGUGGAGUUGGCCCAGAUUUUGGAAAAUCUGGUCAUUGCACACUUCAAUUGCUGUGCAAGUGACAGCAAUGUGGCAAUUUCUGAGAUUCUGCCAUUGCUUUCCAAAGUAUCCUGCAAGAUAGAGGAGAUGAUGAAGAGCUCAGAUGCCAGGUUUAAGGGUGCCAGCCACAUCAUUUUGGAUACACGGUUGUAUGAUGAGAAACUCCUUGCCUUUCAGAUUGUGGAGCAUAUCUUUAUUACAUUAGAAAGGUUGCUACACCCUCCAGACACAGAGGAAGGUCAUAGUAAAAGAGAGUUGAGGCCUGAAUGGCUCUCACAACUCCUUUCUCUCCUCUCUUCAAGUGUGACCUUACAGCGUUCCCUCUCUGUCUUGCUUCAUCGCCAUCUCUCUCUCCUGGAUAUCACAAAAGAACAGCUGAGGAUUGAUGGAAUUAUCCUGUAUGAACUGAGCAAGAUUGAAGGACUCUUCCUCCCGGUGGUGGAGGCCACCCAGCCCACACAAGACCCAUCCCCUCCUACUGGUCACUACCUCAACUGCAUCCCUUUAGAUAUUCCUGAGAAUUUACACCAUGCUUGCUGCAUCCUGAGCAGCUGGCUGGAAUGGCAUCUCAUGUGUGAAGGUAAAGCAGCCUCCCUCCCAGCCCAGCCCCUCCACCUCUACCUCUGCCUUGCUCCAAGACUCCCUUUAUUGCUGAAUCACAAUGGGGGCAGAGAAGCAACAGUGGCUGAUUUUUACAAUUAUCUGAGGGGCAGCGGUGUCCCCGAGUGCUCUUCCUUGUGCUUCUCUGAUGACCUCAAGGGCCAGGACUGUAAGGUCCCCAUCAAGUUGUGGGUGCAGUUUGAGCUGAGGGCAGCUUGGGGAAAUGUGCCUGUAGAGGUGCGACAGACUUACCUGUACAGCUACCUCAUGGAGAACGUAUCUCUAGAUCAGCAACUUGAUAAGCAGUCCUCUGAAAAACCUACCACUUGCCUAAUUGUGCCUUUGAUCUUCGUUCUGAUAGAAAAAGGAUUGUUGCAGCGCAAUUCAAGUGACUUGUUGAUGCUGGUGCAGACAGCUGGGCAACAUUCCGGAGGACAGGACGUGUGUCUGUUGGAAGCUUGGCACAAGAGCCUCAAGACAGGAUUCAUGGACACCAGAAGGACACUUUCUUUUAUGAGCAUAUGCCGUUGUGUGUCUCCAUCUCUCUUCUUAAGAGCAGAGAAGCUCCUAGAACUUUCAGAGAUCUUACAGAUGUAUGUAAAUACUCUUCAGAGUGCCACAGAUGUUAUUCAACUGAGCCUGUGUGAUGUCACCUUCCUGUGUGUGUCCUUAUUCACUGCUGCUGCUGUGCCGGUGGUCAGGAGUCUUCACGUUGAGCUCUGCCUCAACCCCAUCAAGCCAUCUGUGGUGUUCCAUUGGGAUUCACUGAGGAAUUUCUUCACAAGAUACAGAGACACAGUCAUGAAGCAUGAGUGCCUCAAAAACUUGUGUUCCACUUUUGACAUGGAACUUCCUCAACAAAUAUCACUUCUUGGUGCCAAGGAGGGUGGAAUCCGCCUUCUGUCACUUAGCCUCAACCAGGACACCUGUAAUGUGACAACUGAUAUUGCUUCAUGUUCAAAUGGAAAAACUUCCUAUCUUAAAUGGCUCUUGGCCUAUUUAGGGUUACAACAAGUAAGCAAUGAUGUCCCAUACCUGCUCAGGGAAGGAGAAAAGCUGAGUGUUCAUCAACUGAAUAAGAAUAUUAUUUUAUGGAGUUAUAAAGAACUCAUAAAAGCCUUGCAAACUAAGGGUAUUACUGAAAUCAUCAGAGACAUACUUCCAGUGGAGGAGGAAACUCAUUUGGGCCUGAGACUAGUCCCUGUUGCCUGUAUAUUUGUAGUGAUGUGUGUGAAAGAGGGAAAUUUUGAGAAUGAUGCUGUUAUGAUUGUGUAUGAAGCAAAUUUACUGGACAUUAUCUUGCAGUGUCAUAAUCUGAUAUGCCAGGCAUUUGACACUCAAAGCAAUGGUGACAACAAAAUCUCUGAUAGCCAUUGUUCUAAGAGAAGCUUGUCAAGUAAAAGAUGGGUACCAGACCUUGACUAUUUAUCUCAUGUACACCACAAAAUCCUUUCCUACCUGUCUGCCUCCUCCUCCUCAAUCCUUGACAAGAUUCCAAAGAACACACUGUUGAAAUGUGACCCUGAAAUAAAGGCAACUAUAUAUAGCAGGUUAGCUAGUAAAAAAAAAAAAAGGUGCUGAUAAGUAUCAAAACAAAAAGCAUUCUGAUUUAAUAAUGUUGACUACAUUUUAUAGUAUCAGUUUUUUGUGCCAAACAAAAAAUUAUAUACACACAAAAAAUUAUAUACACAUACACUUCUGUGAUAGAGAGGCAUUGCAUUGUUGUGAUUUAAGAGUUUUUUUUUUACCAAAAAAAUGAAUAGUACAACUUCUAUUGCCUUUAAAAUUAGAGUUUAUUUUAUAAUAAUGAAAGUUUAUUUUAUAAUAAUGAAUAAUAUAUAUACAGCUAUUGCUCCAUCUUUUGCGGGAGGGUGGUAUGCUCUUUAUACAGUGAGGUUUUCAAAUUUAGGAUGAAUGUUAUGUAAGAAACAAAUUCAAACUUAUGAACAAACUUCAGAUGAUUGUUAUGUAAGAAACAAAUUCAAACUUAUGAACAUUUAAAAUUCAGGAUUUUAAGUUAUGUGCAGUUGGCCACACUCCUGCAAGGUCCACUUAGCGUUGCCAAUGCUGGCUGAGUUAGUAACUCCGAAAUGCUAGUAGUGAGCUUCACUUGACCCAUUCAUUGAUGGUAGGGAGACUUCUGUUACCUCCCUCAAUGCCCCCCACCAAUGUAUGUGUUGAGCAAAGGUCCACUACUAGAGUUAAUAUCUCGGCCAACAAUGGCAACUGUAUGUAAUUUAUACAUUACAGUAGAAAAGUAGUUUUCAUUGAAUGGCUUUAAAUUUUGAUGUGUGCUUGUUAUUUUGAUAUUCCAGAAAUAUGAAGAUAUUUGUAAUAAUUUUGUAUAGAUAAAUACCGGAGCCUGUACAAGUUUGUGCUGUAAUUUUUGAAAAAUAUACUGUAGGAGUUUGUAA